Molecule: messenger RNA, 1791 nt
Organism: Colletotrichum tamarilloi
Lineage: Eukaryota; Fungi; Ascomycota; Sordariomycetes; Glomerellales; Glomerellaceae
Exons: 1
Coding region: 1-1791 (596 amino acids)
Source: RefSeq, a predicted model, not a curated record
AUGGAUCAUCUAUCUUCUUCCUCGUCGGCGGCGGGGGCCACUACUACCUAUAUCCAGCAAUCUGUCAGCACCUUCCAGCAGGAUGUUCCUAGACAAACCUACACGACUGCCGGUACCAUCUACAACCCCAGUACCGCCCAGCAGCUCCAGCCUCCCGUUCGUCGCGGCCGCACUCUCAAGUGGCCUGCCCAGGGAGCCGCUGCUUCUGAGCUGUCUCUCUUUCCCAAGUCAGUUCUUGCCGGCUUGCCUCUCAAGUCCCAGAAUCUCGUCACUACACCCACCAGUCCUCGCCCACCUCAGAUUCCCAAGUACUCGCCUCUUCAGCAGAACUACGACCGCGCCGUCAGCCCUCUCACCGACUACAGCCUUGAGUCUCCGAAUGAAUUGGACGUCCCAAGCAUUUCGUCUUCCUCUCUCAUGCCAUCUUACAGCAUGGAUAGGAAUCAAGCCUCACCAGCUGCUGCUGCCAUGCCCACACCUGUCGUGAAGAAGCAUGUCGAUGCCAACUCGACUGACAAUGAAGACGAUGAGAGCUCUGGCGAGAAUCCUCUUCGAGGCCUGACUGUCAAGUCUCUCCACAACUUGGCAUCAUACCCCAAUCCGAACCAGAAGAGAGCUCAGAGGGCCCUUCUUCGUUCUCGGCCGGGUGCAACGCCGGCUCCAUCUGCUGGCAACAUCAGCCGCACAGCCACUCCGUCUUACGGAGCCCAGACCUUUGAGGGUUUCGAUGUGGGAAAUGACGGCUCACAUUCUCCUGCUCUAUUCCAUUCUGCCAAGACGGAUCCGAACGACAUUCUCAAGAUGAAAGCCGAUACAUCAAGCCAUGGCCCUGACAACUCCGGGCACAUCAACUGCACAGGCCCGCCCCCUGGUCUUUUCCCAGCAGCCACUAUCAAGAGAGAUCCCCCACAGGCAGCAUACAAGUCUACUCUUGCAACUGGCCCAGGCGCUCCUCGUCCCCUGACUGCAGGCCCCCCGGGUCACCGACAGUAUCGGACAUCAACGUUCGAAACCACGAUGAAGGCCCUCAACAAUGGCCCGAAAGAGAUGCCGCUCGACGGACUCUUGUCGGGUCAAACGACUUUGGGUCCGCAAAAGCACAUGACACUCGAACCCAUGAGGUCCCGGGGCGCAGAGACACCCAUUCAUCUUAAAAGCCCACUCGAAUCCCUUCUCUGCGGCUCUACACCCGACACAGACGACUGCUUCCAGGACGUCGUCGACGAGGCGCGAAAAGUGUCUGAUCAACAGAUGGAGAAGGUUCUAGAGUUUAUCAAGCUUGGACAGAACAUGAACGAAGCCACAAGCCGUGCUCAGGCUGCAUCCGCCAUGCCUAUAGUCUCUAGUGAUGACUGGCAAGCCGACUAUCCCAAGACCGCUCGGCCUCCCUGGACGGAGGGUACGUGGGCCAUUACGGAUGAUGCGCUCCAGAAACGCAACGAGAGAAUCAGCCAGCUAUUUCAUGCGGGCACAGGCGCGCUUGGCAAAUCAAUGAUGGCUGUUAUCCAGGAAAAGGAAUUCCGUGACUUCAAGCGCCAGGUCGGUGUCAUCGGUGACCGACGACCCAAGGCCAAGGCUGAGAAGACUGAGUACCCGCCCAUCAAGGUCGCUCAGCUGAACAACAUGUCGGUCUCGGAGGCGACAGAACCCUUUCUCACCAUGGCCUAUUCUGCCCUGGUGAACCACCAGGAGGGAGCUCACGAUCACCCUCAAUUCCAUCAGUGGGAAGACCCAGACCCACGCAUGGUCGACAGGUCUGCUCAGGGUCUCCGAUCAGUGUAUAGACGGUGA